AUUUACUGAAAAAAUAGAAUUUCUGUGAACCCUAGCAGUGGAAUCUACUUGCAAUGUGGAACAUGUGCUGAGUGACUUUCCUAUUAGGGAAGCAGCAUGGUUCGUCCUUCUGGUUUCCAGCAGCGUCGAAGUGGGAGGCGUCGGCACUCGAACGCGAAGGUUCUGCAACUCUUCCCUGAUGACUCUGCGCCGAACGCUAAGCAUGACUACAACAACGGUCUGACGAGAGCAUCAGAGGCGGGCUCCAAUCAUGAUGGAUAUGGUGACUGGAAGGAGAGAGGGGGUCGAUCUGCGGUGGCCGACAGGUCGCCUGGUGGCGCGUCGUUUUUCGAGGCGGACGGGUCAAUGCAAUUCGGACCGGAUCCCGCAAGUACCGACCCAGCAGCAGAUGCGAAUGGCUUUCUGGAGUUGCGUCCACGGUUGCAGCAGCUAGCAACUGCCGAAGCCGAGGCCGCUGCUGGGUCGUCCUGCUCGUGCACAACGGUGCUCAUCAGUCUCGUGAGCAUACUUGUUGUCGUGGUCUUCGCAAUCUUCUUCAACUGGCGGAGGUUUGCCUGUGUGAAGGGCUUCCUGCGCGCGAUUCGUUGGGACAAGUAUGACCACCUGGAUUUGGUGUGCACGAUACAUAAUUUCACCAUGGAUUAUCCUGGAACGCCUGAAUGUUGUGUCAAAAUCAUUGCGGGUGGUAAGGAGUAUUGGACCGACAAUGCGACUUUCACUUAAGGCUUCAUAAUUUUUUUGCAACAAGGUGGGUUUUCCUCCUGUGCGUUCAGAGUUACUCUAGUACUGCCUUGAGAGAGAACUUUAUAGUUUCAAUAAAGAAAUUGCUUCCGCACCACUGGGAAUCAAUUAUGCGGAAAAGUAAGUUCACACUGAUUCAACUGUCUUUCAUAGAAGUUGAAGCUGUAAUUCUUGUUUGUAAUAUUGGAUGCUUUAUUUACUAUACUCCUCUCCCAAGAACAAGAAGAUGCUGCCUCUAAAUUGUGACAAAAGGCGGCACGAGCAUGGAGCAGAGUAUCCAGUUGCCGAUACCACAGGGCUAUCAACGCAUUAUCGUAGAGCUUUGGUGCGAGUCGGGCUGGAGGAAAUCUAAGCACAAAAUGGCGCAACGUGUAAUCGACAUCUAUGAGGUAGUUGUAAUGCGAAGGCCCUACGGCUGCGUGGCACGCGAGCCUUUUACGCUCGUCAAAAAAACAGACGGAAGUGAGGAGGCAGAAAAGUACUUUUCACUAGACGUGAUCGCGAUAUUGAUGUGCCCUGGUUUGAUUUUGAAAGGUGAAGACCCGAUGUGGCCUUGUCUCCCAUAUCAUGUUGACCAUUAUUCUUUUUCUGAUUCAUUGUAAAAAUGUAAAUUUGACAGUAUUGAUGAAAGCUUGGAUUUAUAGAUUUAGUACAAGCACAAGUUCUUUUGAAGCAUCAAGAAACUCUCCUGCACAGGUUCGUAUCCGGGAGUAUGGUUCUGUCACUGCAGUACGAGAGCGACCUGAACAAAGUCUCGGACAAAAAGGUGCAACUAAUCGAAGACUACGCCGGCCACACAAUGAGUGAGCCUAUGGCCGAAGCUUUUGGGCACGAAAUCGCUUUGCACCUUGACGAAAAACUGGAGAGCGCUUUAACGCUAGUGCCAUUGCUGGCCGCGCGUUUGCGCACGGACGUGCUGUACCACACCAAAAUGGGCUUCGCGAAACGCAAGUACGCGGACGUUUUCUUGUACGAAACCAGCGGGGGUAAGCACGGGCCGCGGGAAGCGUGGCACUUUGCGAUUUUUCACUCCGCGGAAGACCGGCAAGCGAGGAAAGUGGAGGAAGCCAAGGCCUUCGUGAGUCUGCUGACCGUCUCAGCACUUGUUCCAGAUCCGAAGAAGGACGGCUACCUCUGUUUGCAACACCAGCCAAGCAAAAAUGCGGAGCUGGUCGACGUCUACUUUGGGAUCGCAGAAGACAAGAACGCCAGCAAGGAGAGAGGCGCGGUCAUGACCAGCGCAGUCUGGACGGAGGCCAUGCAUCUGCUAAUCGAGUGCGUAAGGCGGCAGCGUCUGGACGAACGCGCGGAGGCGAAAAAGGCGAAGCAUGCAGGAGUGGCUGCAGAAAAGGAGAAGGAAGAAGACCACUGGGGAGAGGAGACGCACGUCGGGCAAGGAGAAGCAUAGAUCAUGAAACAGCUACUUGUUCACAAUUCAAAACGAAAUAGCCACGUUUCGCAUUUGCAUUCUGUAACAUCAGACUCUAAUUCAUAUUUUUAGCACUACAUCUUCACCACGUAUAUCAUUCAAAAUACCCUUUCAUUCGUUCGUGCAGAAACUUCAUGCUAAGUAUUUACAUCAACCGGAGGGGAUCUUUGCGUAGGGAAAACAUUAUUUGUUGUGGCUACUUCGAUCUCCAUAAUGAACAACCAACACGUGACUCAAACAUAUCCUGUUAGAAAAUGUUCGUCUCCAUUACACACUCAUUCACCCAUGGCAAAUAGUAUCCCUAUUUGAGUAAUAAGAACUGUUCUUGAAUGCUCUAGUACAGACAUUAAAGUUAUCUUUCGCCGCUCCUUCCGCAGACCACGAACACACUAACUCACGUUCUUCUACACUUCAAGACAUGCCAUAGAUACGUACCUAGUACCCGAUCUAGAGCACCACACUCAUGCACAUGUUCAUAUGCGUUUCCUAUUGCAGAAAAUUACAUUAGUUGUAAACAUAAAAGAAGUGAGAAUGACAGCCUCGAACAUUCAGAUUCACAUGUGAACAGCAUUCCACCUAUGAUUCAUCACCAAUCACCUAGUGAAGAACGAAGCGUGCGGUCCUCGCAAAAGCUCUGCUGGGUUUCGCGAACGCGAUCGCGAGAUCGAUGACAAGGUGACAGAAUCGUCGUGGGACUGAGGUCGACUUUCGCAUCGCGAAACGGAAGGUGACUUCGCAGUGAUCGAAAAU
Amoebophrya sp. A25 is the source of this 2920-nucleotide messenger RNA. The record is from the annotation of a GenBank genome assembly. NCBI's taxonomy places the organism in Eukaryota, Dinophyceae, Syndiniales, Amoebophryaceae.